AGGUGGGCGGGAAGCGACGGCCGCGGCUGGCGGCCGCCUUGGGCCCAAUGAGAGGCUUGGAGGUGGGCCGGCCUGUCUUUCGCUUUCAGGCCGGGCGGCCCGAGGGCUGGCCGGGCACUGCGUCGAAGGCAGCCUGCUUUUAAGGCGAGGCGCCGGCCAUGGCAGUGACAGGGCCGCGGUUUCGGACGCCGCUUGCACCUCCCCCGGCCACCUUGUCGCGGCUGAGGCGCGGCUGAGAGACGCCUGGCGGCCGCUCCCACUCCCACUACGUAGCCUUCCUGACACGAGACCGGGCCAAGGUAAGCGAAGAAGCUGAGCUGCCAAAGACUUAGAAGAGGAGCCGUUCGGGAAAUGGCCUUUCCUAAAUCCUUAAUGAAUCUGCUGACCUUUAGUUUUGGAUCAGCAAUUGGCUUUUUCUUGUGUUACCUGCUCUUUAGUUUAGUAUUGGAAGAACAAAUUAAAAUUGAACCUCACAUCCUCUACAAUGAUCCUCAUGGCCAUCACUCACAUGAUGAUGAAAGUAAUCCACUGAAAGGACAAAUGAAUUUCAAUGCAGAUACUGGGCAACAUCAAGAUGAAGACAAACAUGUUGCUGAAGAACUGUACCAGAAAGUAAGGAUCCUUUGUUGGGUGAUGACUGGCCCUCAAAAUCUGGAAACAAAAGCUAAACAUGUCAAGGCUACCUGGGCCCAGCACUGCAACAGAAUGCUGUUUAUGAGCUCCGAAGAGAAUAAAGAUUUUCCAACAGUGGGACUGGAAACCAAAGAAGGCCGAGACCAGUUGUACUGGAAAACAAUUAAAGCUUUUCAUUACGUACAUGAUCAUCAUCUCGAUGAAGCAGACUGGUUCAUGAAGGCAGAUGAUGACACUUACGUUGCACUGGACAAUUUGAGAUGGCUUCUUUCAAAAUACAGCCCUGAGAAGCCUAUUUAUUUUGGAAGAAAGUUUAAGCCUUUCGUGAAGCAGGGCUACAUGAGUGGAGGUGCAGGCUAUGUUCUCAGCAAAGAAGCUUUGAAGAGAUUUGUAGAUGCUUUUAAAAACAACAAAUGUACUCAUAGCUCUUCUGUUGAAGACUUGGCGUUAGGCAAAUGCAUGGAGAGUAUCAGUGUAGAAGCUGGUGAUUCUAGGGAUACAAGUGGCAAAGAAACUUUUCAUCCAUUUGUGCCAGAGCAUCAUUUAAUCAAAGGGUAUCUACCCAGAACAUUUUGGUACUGGAAUUAUAACUACUAUCCUCCUGUGGAGGGUCCUGGUUGCUGCUCUGAUCUGGCAGUUUCUUUUCACUAUGUUGAUGCUGCCACCAUGUAUCAUUUGGAAUAUUUGAUUUAUCAUCUCCGUCCUUAUGGUUACCAAUUCAGGUACAAUCCUGAUUCUCUUAAGGGUCAAGGAAAACAAAAUCUAAGUGAAGCAGCAAAGGAUAAUGCAAAAUCCAAAGCUGAAGGAGAAAAGCCUCUGAAAGCCUCUGAAUAAAAUUGUUUAUAGUGCACUGAACAGGCCUUAUGGAAUAGUGAACACAUUUAGCUUACAGUGGCUACAUGGAUUUGCUAGAGAGAUGCCUACAUAUUUUUAAAGGUGUUCCUUUAAGCAGCUGCCUACUGCAAGUUCUUUUCUAAUUGUGCUGGUAUGAAGGAUAUUUCAAAUGCCAUGAGACUGCAAGGCCAAGUCCAUAAAGCGUUCCUUAAUUUUGAUUCAGUCAUGUAUGCACACAAACUUUAUAUCAAAACACAUGCUUUGUCUUUAUUGAUACAUUAUGCAGUAUUUUAUUCCUUUUUAUUAUGUACAUUCUUCAAUACCUUCAGUUAAUUAGGUUUAGCACAUUAGAAACUGGCAGAUGUUUUUCUGAAGAGAUUUAAGUGUGAAUGUUUACUUAAGAGAAAACUUUAUGCCAUAGAGAUUCAAGGAUGAAUGUGUGUUAGGUAAAUGUUUUGUCCUUCAAAAAUCAGUGGUCAGUCAGUAAUCAUAGAUAGAUUCUAAGGUUCAGAUUUGCAUCUUGUUUUGCAAAACUAUGGGAUUUUAAUUCCACAUGUCAUACCGAUGAAUUUCUUUUUGCAGAGGAAGUCAGAGUAGCAUUAAAACUGGCAGAUGGUCAAGUUAAACAUAGGAAUCUUGAGCUCAUUACUAUUGGCAUGGGUACAGGCUUACUAGAUUGGUGUAGGCAAUCCUUUUAGGCCCAACUGUGAUGCCAGGUGGUGAGUCAGGGCCAUGCAUGCAUGCAUUUACAUGUACCCAUCCCCAAAGAGUCCCUCCCCUUCCCCAGUGAUCCUGACCAAGAAACAGCAGUGAAAAACAUAGGGGUAGGGGACAGGUUCAGGGGACAUGAAAACCUUUCUCAGUCCAUGGCAAUCCCUGAUAACAGUUUCUCUUGUCAUGAUAAAAUGGUUGCUGAGCUGUAGGAGAGAGUGGAUGGAACUCCCUAGGUUUCGCAGUCCACUUGAAGAGCAGCCAAAGGCUACGUGUAGCUUCACAGGAUGCUGGUUGUCAAUGUGUGCACUAAAGGGACAAGUUAAACAAGUGAACUUCCUCAUGCUGCCUCUGGAAUGUGAAUUGCUGUGUUAAUAAUUAGGUAGUACUGUACCAGAACAUUGGACCUACAUCAGCAUGGGUAUUGGUUAAACGGUAAUAUGAGGCUUUGUUGCCUCUCCAGUAUUUUGUACAUUUCCUACUUUUCAUUUAUUGUUAGAUGGUUGUAAUGACUUAGGUUAUCUGAAAAUAUGCCUGUUUUUUGUGAGCGGUAUCCUUACAUCUUCUCAUUAGGUUAAACCAUGCUUUCCCUGUAUAUUUGAUUAUAUUGCUUAUUUAGCUAUCUUUGAACACAAGAAGGAAGUCCAUACUUCGUGCUGAAACAAGAACUGUAGUGCGAUUAUUUGAUAUUAAUGAUGCCCUCUCCAUUUAUUGUGUACCAAAUUGUGUCUUAUCUUGAAAGUCAGACUUCUUCAUAUAAUAGUCCUGCUAAAAGUGAUCAAACAGGGCUUGAAUUCAUCAUAUUGAUGUUUAAAUUAAGGUUAUACAUUUGAUAGUGUAUACUGGUUAGAUAUCUUUGCCAACUUAAUGAAGUGAUUGUGAUGUGCUUUUUAAAUUAACUUGGACAUUGACAAUAAUCCAGUGUCUCAGGAAGCUGUUUAUUUCGCCGUUGCAUGUGUUUCUACCACUCAGACAUUCAAGCAUGUAUGAUACUGUUUUAUUCAUAUUGUUCCUCUUAACUAAUGAGGCGCACCAUACAAUAUGAACAUGUCGUUGUGCAUCAGUAGGAUUUACCUCACACAAGAGUAGGCUAGAUAGUCUCUUAUUUAUGCUAUAAAAUUGGCCUGUGGAGAUAUUCUGGAAACCAGAGUUAAUGGAACAAUGCACAAGCUUUGCUAUAGAAUUAAACUUAUGUCAGUGUGUUAUUUUUCUAUUGGCUGAAUCAUGAGGGGCAAAUUGCAGAAGCAGUAAUAGAAAUGCCAGAUUCCCAAGCACUUGUGACAGAUGCAUUCUAAGAUAAAUUUUAAAUCGUUUUGCUCUUUCAUAGAUUAAAUUUAGGCUUAUGUGACAUCUUGACACCCUGCGUCAAGUGAAAGUACUUUGAGAUGGAGGGCUUCUAACACUACAAGUCAAAAUGCCUUGUAGAGCAUUUCCAUCAUUCCUCCUUCAUAGUCUUUCUAUUGUAAGCAACGAGACAGAAGCAGUGUGGGAAAUCAUGGGAAAAUUAGAAAUGGAAGACAGUAUUUUCUACCUUCCCUCUGUAUGAAAUUCAGUGAGUGUAGCGGGGUGAUCUUGCAAUAAAAACCUCAUCUGGAAGCACCUGUAGUAUAUUUUGCAACUUUUGCUAGUUGCUUCUUCUAGUUUGAGCUUUAGUGGCAUCCGUCUGCCUUAUCUACCUCAAUAUAUAUAUUCAAGCACCUGGUAUAAAUUUGCCAGGGUUGUAAUGAAUGGCUGCGCAGCUCAUUUGGGAGAAGAACGAACUGUUUAAUGGCUUUUUACCUUCAGGCAUCAUGAUGGCUAUUACUUACUGUCCUUUUUAAAAAUCUUGUGGUUUGGUGCCUGUCAGUUUGGAGCUAUGUCCCCAAAGCUGUGACUUUUACAUACUUAGGGGGGACAUUUUAGAGGCAUCUGAAGUACUUCAGAAAAAGAGCACCAGUCCCUUUGCUCAUAUCUGAGGUCUAAAACAAUGUGAUGUCAGCAAAGAAAGUGGAAGUAGUAAAGAAGAAGAGGGACUUUGCAUUCCCAUACCUUUAAGAGCUCAUAGUAUGUAUUUUCAAGAUAAUAUUAGGGCUGUGAGAGUUUCUAUUUGUAAAUUAAAAGCUUCCCUCCCUGUAGAGGUAUGAUUGAGAAGGGAGAAAAAGGCCAAGGUAUGAAAUGUUCUUGUUCAGAACAGGCAACCUCAGUUGUGCAAAUUUGCACGUCCAGUACAUCAAGAAACUUCUUUACACUGGCUCAUACUAUUCCAGCUCCAUAUUGUCAGCUCUGACUGGCAACAGUUCAGGGUUUUAGACAGAGGCCUUUCCUAUUACCUGACAACAGCAGUUGAAAGGACUCAGUGGUUUGACAAAGAAGAAAGAUGUCCUUUCCCCUACCUUUUUCUUUUGGUCCUCAAGAAAAGGAUUACAAAGCUUUUGUUAAGAGCAGACUGCAGUCAUGAGUAGGAGAAGUCUACUUCAGGAGGUCGUAGUAAACUGAAACAUUUUGUUGCAAGCCCUGCUUGUAUAUUUAAAGUUUUCUUAGUUGGAGUGAUUUUGCAAAUUGUAUCGACAUGCUUGCAGUGUUGUUAGUAUCUGUUAUUUGACUUUUUUGAAAGUAUUGGCUUCGCUUCACAAAGCCCCGUGUCACUGGCCAAAGGCAGUUACUGUUUCCACCAGUUUUACUCCUUACAGGAAGAAAUUUUUAAAAUUAAAUUAAAAUUAAAAUGUCUGGGGAAGAAAAUUAUAAUUUUCUUCCCCGGACAUAGCCUUCCCCCUGCUGUGUGACACACCAUUCCCAUGUCCUUAGCCCUCAAGAAAAGCUCUUUGCCAGUUUGUGAGGGCUGCAGUAGGAAUUCCUGGGGCAUGGAGGUUUCUUUAUGUAUUGGGAGUGCAAUCCUAUUGAACACCUUUCAGACUAAGAGUGCCUUUACUGUGAAGAGGUAGAGGAUGUUUUUUAAAAAUACUGCUUUGGAGUUAAAAAGUGUUUACUUCUCCCAUACAAUUUUCCUUUAAACCUUUAUUUCUCAGUGGUUGACUCUGAGCAUCUGGUUGCCAAAUUUUACACAAUUUAUAGUUUCACCACAUUCCUGAUUUUGUUCUACCAGUAGUGUAUUAGUGUUUCCUUUAAACCUUGAGUAUUUUUCAUCACCAAGAAGCAUGUUUGUGUCUAAAGGCACAAGAUACCUUUUGUAGUACUGUGCAAAAACGUGUACAUGGGAUUGACAUCAGUUGCUCCAAUGAACUUUAAUCUUGAUUUGUAUACCCUUUGUAUAAUUUAUAUAAAAUGUAAUGCGCUUAUCUGGUCUGCUUGACAAAAAAUUCCCAUGGGUAUUGUGAGAUUAGUUUAAUUUGUAAUCACUUAGUAAGCUCCCUUUUAAAAACCUUUCUUAGAAUAUUUUACAGCAUCAGUGCAUUUAAGCAGUGUUCAAAGUAUUUCAUGCGUAGUAUAUGCUAAGGUUGUUUCUGUUCUGCUUUUAUUUUUCCUAGUAUUUUUCUCCUUUGAUUUAAGUGCAAUCAUGAAUUUCUAUCAUGAGAUUUUAUUGUGGAAAAGAAGUAAACUGGCUCUGUCUUUGAGCUCUUUGUAUAUUUUAAAACAGUAUCAUAUUUAGCUGAUUGUAAAGCUUCUUUGUCUCCUACUAACUGAGGAAAUAUUUCACUUUAUUGUGCACAACAUAUUAUAUAAUUCUUGCUGGAAACACAUCUGAAAAGGAUAAAUUGCUGAGCAGUAUAAUAAUGUCAAAACAAAGUGAUGAGGAAUUACAGGAAAAUGCUUUCUGACCACAAAUAGUGGUUAACAUUAGUUUAUAUGAUCAACAAAUGAAUGUUUUUGAAAUACUGUAUCAUCUCUGAAGUGCCUUUCACUGGUUUUAGUAAUUAAUUUAAAUGAGAUAUGUACAAAUAAAAAUAACUUACACAAUUAAACAA
Messenger RNA from Pogona vitticeps (central bearded dragon), 6080 nucleotides. RefSeq names its product core 1 synthase, glycoprotein-N-acetylgalactosamine 3-beta-galactosyltransferase 1 (gene C1GALT1). Gene Ontology annotation, molecular function: N-acetylgalactosaminide beta-1,3-galactosyltransferase activity. The record is from RefSeq and is a predicted model, not a curated record. Gene Ontology annotation, cellular component: membrane. Lineage: Eukaryota; Metazoa; Chordata; Lepidosauria; Squamata; Agamidae.